Molecule: messenger RNA, 2086 nt
Organism: Aspergillus alliaceus
Lineage: Eukaryota; Fungi; Ascomycota; Eurotiomycetes; Eurotiales; Aspergillaceae
Product: cytochrome P450
Exons: 3
Coding region: 297-1982 (561 amino acids)
Molecular function (GO): iron ion binding; monooxygenase activity; oxidoreductase activity, acting on paired donors, with incorporation or reduction of molecular oxygen
Source: RefSeq, a predicted model, not a curated record
CUGAUAGCACGGUGGGUCGGUAUGGUAUGGUAAAGGCCGGGUAGAUGAAGGUAUCUCAACGUAUGACUUGCCAUGCAAGCCCUAAGACAUCCUCUAAGAACUAGGAUCUUCGUUUGUUUGACCAACCAACCAACAAAAGCUCUACCUCUCCCCUCAACCCCGUUCUCCCCUUCUUCCUUUGUUUCGUUUUUCGAUUUUUUUUUUUUCUUUUUUUGUUUCCCUUCUCUUUUUCUCUUAUCACACAUUCAAAUUGUCUUUCUCGCUCCUCCUACUCUCGCUUCUAUUGUGCUACAGCAAUGAUUCUGCUUCUCCUCGGCUUGUCGGUCCUCGCCUACCUGGCCUGGAGCCUGGUGGCUAUGGAGCUUAACUACCGUCGCGCAUCGUCCAUGGAGAUUCCCUUAGUGCGCCUGUGCAUCGACCCCCAGAACCUGCUCUGGACAGUCAUUGAGCCUCAUCUCUGGCCGUGGCUUGACCGGCUGCCAAUCAACUGGGGCAAUUUCGGUCGCUAUUCUCGCCGAGGGUGGUUUUUUGCCGACAAAGGCGAGUCUCACCGUCGCUUUGGGCCGAUUUUCGCAAUAGUCACGCCUCGUGAGAUAUACAUUCAUGUCGCCGAUUCGGAAGCCGUUCACGACAUGUUCCAGCGACGAACUGAUUUCAUCCGCCCAAGUCACAUGUACAAGGUUCUCGAAGUCUAUGGCCCUUGUAUCUCCACAGCUAGCUGGACGGAUUGGCCGCGUCACCGGAAAGUGCUCGCCACUCCCUUCAACGAGGGGGUUAUGUCCUUUGUGUGGGAUGAAAGUGUAGAACAAACCCGUCAGAUGCUGGAUGUCUGGGCCGACCCGCAGCUUGAUCAGAUCCCUAGUGUCGCAAAGGACACCCGCACUCUAUCCCUGAACGUGCUCGCGGCCACGGGGUUCCGCAAAUCAUAUUCCUUCCGGAGUGCCAAUGACCGCCAGCAGAGCGACCAGAGCGACUCGGGGAGCUAUCGCGAUGCGUUACAGACCGUGCUCGACAAUUGCAUUUUGCUGAUGCUCAUGCCGCGCAGACUCCUGACGCUCUCAAUUGCGCCUGAGUCGUGGCAUCAUCUUGCCAAGGCCGCCACAGAUUUCAAGAACUACAUGGUCCGUAUGCUGAACGAGGAGACCAAGGCAUUGAAUGAGGGACAAGCUGGCACGGGCGGCCUCAUGACGUCUUUCGUGCGCGCCAUGGAUCUCAAGCAGAAGGAGGAUGCAAAGGGCAAAAGAAGCGGCUCGCCGCCAAAAGGACUGACUGUGGAUGAGAUAUUCGGCAAUAUCUUCGUAAUAAACUUCGCUGGCCACGAUACGACGGCCAAUACGCUGAGCUUUGGAAUGCUUCUUUUGGCCGCAUAUCCGGAAGUUCAGGAUUGGGUAUCUGAGGAGCUACAAUUGGUUGGAGAUACGAAGGGCCAUUAUGCUGAUCUCUUCCCGAGACUUAAUCGCUGCAGAGCCGUUAUGCUUGAAACCCUCCGCCUCUUUCCCCCAAUACCUUCCAUACCUAAGUGGACCAACGACCAGCCCCAACCACUGAAAGUUGGAGAUAAAACUGUAGUUAUUCUGCCAAAUAUCGGCGUUGCCCCAGGGAUCCUUGCCCUUCAUGUCGAUUUCAGGUAUUGGAAAGACCCAUUCACAUGGAAGCCCUCUCGGUGGAUCACGGCAUCAACAAGUCCGAAUGCGACAAGUACAAUCGAAAGCGAGCAAGUCAUCACCCCGCCGCGGUGCAUGUACUUGCCCUGGUCAGAAGGACCACAGAACUGCCCCGGCAACAAAUUCUCGCAGGUGGAGUUUGUCGCGGUGAUGGCGAGUCUCCUGCGUGACCAUCGAGUGCACGCAAUAUCGAACCGAGGAGAGUCGGCCGAGGAGACCCGCGCGAGGAUUCUGGCCACUACGAGAGAUGUGGAUUUGCAGCUACUUCUACGGAUGAAGGAUGCCGAUCGGGUGCGUUUGGUGUGUCGACGUACUUAAGAAGUGAUUUGAUAUUUGUGUGCUGUUCAUUCUUGUAUUAUAUUGAAGAAAUAGUCCUCACUCUAUGAAUGCCGUCACUCUCGGUGUAGAUUUGUCCUUCGUAC